GAGGAAGGGAGGAGGGACAGAAGGAGAGAGAGAGGAGGAGGGACAGAGAGAGAGCGAUAGAGGGACAGAGAGAGUGAGAGAGAGGGAGGGACGGAGAGAGAGAGAGUGGCGAGAGGAACGGGAGCCCACUAAGCAGCAGGCAGCCUCCCUGCCAGGUCCUUUCUACCCACAGCUGCUUCUCCUCACAAACGUCCCGCUUAGAAACCACGUCUCCUGGAAGAAGAGGUCCUCAGGGGAAGAUGGAUUCUGACUCCGGAGAGCUGAGUGAAGGAGAACUCUCUCCAGGCCAAGAAAGCUUUAACUCCAAGAGCCUGGCCCUGCAAGCCCAGAAGAAGAUCUUGAGUAAAAUGGCCACCAUGGUGGUGGCCAAUCUGCUGACAGAUGACACCAGCAGUGAGAUCCUGGACGAGCUGUACAAGGUGAGCCGUGAAUACACCAAAAACAAGAAGGAGGCGCACAAGAUCAUCAAGGAUGUCAUCAAGAUCGCGCUCAAGAUCGGCAUCCUCUACCGCAACCAUCAGUUCAGUCCGGAAGAGCUGGAGACCGUGGACCGAUUCAAGAAGAAGAUGAAUCAAGCGGCCAUGACAGUCGUCAGUUUCCAUGAGGUGGACUACACCUUUGACCGGAACCUUCUCUCUGAGCUGCUACUGGAGUGCAAGGACCUUCUGCACGAGCUGGUGGAGCAUCACCUGACCACCCGCUCCCACGGUCGAAUCGAUCACGUCUUCAACCACUUUGCCGACCUGGAGUUCCUCACCGUCCUUUACAGCCCCUCCGAGGAAUACAGACUCUACCUUAGGAAGAUCUGCGAAGGCAUCAACAAACUUCUGGACGAGGGUGUGCUUUAACCAACAUAUUUCUUCUGUUCACACAUUUCCUGUUCAUAUUCGUGAGCUCAACAUUGUUUUAUAUAAUGUUCCCAACCAUUCAAUGAACCUCUAUUUUUUUAAAAGGGACAAGUGUGUUUUUCAUUUGUCACUGUACCUUGUGUAAAUUAGACAUUUUGUUGACAUUUCAGAAUUAGCCCAUUUGUGCUACUGGGAAAAGCCUUAUUGUAAAUGUUCUUGAACAGCAUUUUGUACACAUUGGCUUUCUGUUCAUUAUGUGCCAAGAUGAUACAGAAAUUAUGGUUCUCGUAAAUUACUUAAUCCUUGCAUCAAUUUCCAUUUGAAAUGUAGAUGAAUGGAGGUGUGGCUUCAUCAGACAGGCGCUGGUCCAGUGAAACCAUUAAUGGGGUAAACUUGAAUCAUGUGGCUACAAUCUUUACUAUACAGAGUAAAAAAACUAAAAAACUAAAAAAAAUGAAUAAUUAAGUGUGAAUUUGCCCUUUUCUCUGUUAUAUUUCUUGGUUUUAUGGAGUCCGGUAUGCAGCACCUUCCAUCAAUUAUAAAUUCCUUGCCAAAUUUGACAUGACUCGUGUUGCAGCACUGUAAGAGCCUUCCUCGUGCCAAUGUCGUGUCCUGUGAUUGUACCAAAUGAGUCAGAAACCUAAACAACCACAGCCCUCCUACUGGCAUGUGUGUGUAUGGAUGUGACUGUUACAAUACCCCCAUUAUACCAGAGUGUAUUGUCUUUUAUUAAAGAUUCCUCACAAACUUGA
Conger conger (European conger) is the source of this 1600-nucleotide messenger RNA. RefSeq names its product tumor necrosis factor alpha-induced protein 8-like protein 3. The transcript is spliced from 2 exons. NCBI's taxonomy places the organism in Eukaryota, Metazoa, Chordata, Actinopteri, Anguilliformes, Congridae. Gene Ontology annotation, biological process: regulation of apoptotic process. The record is from RefSeq and is a predicted model, not a curated record. Bases 240 to 848 code for a protein of 202 amino acids. Gene Ontology annotation, cellular component: cytoplasm.